UGGUCGUCGCCUUACCUUCGCGGUGCUCUCUCUCGGGGCUCUCAGUGUAACCUGGACCAACCAGCAGGUGCUGAAGGAGAGCGGCCCCAACUACGCUAAGACACAAGGAACUCGUAGUUGUACAAGAUGAGAGGACGGUACAAGCGAAAGCACCAGAAAGAACGGUAUGAUGACAGGGCCGACUACGGGGAGGGGCUCUCCCCUUUGCCAGGGGAAGCUACGGCGGGCUGCACACCUGUUCCCGGGCUUACGGUCCAGGAUGCGGCCAGCAGCGGCACCAAAAAAGGUGCAAGAUGCCCCAUCUACAAUAGCGAGAAGGUCUACCUCGGAGUCCGUGUCAAAAUGCCAGUGAGGGAUCUUCUGAAAAACAUCCGCAUAGCCCAGGGCUUGGAACCUGGAGAGUUUCAGAAGAUCUACGGCAAAACUGUCAAAGGAGUUCAGAAACGAGUCAAAACUCGCACAGGACGCCAAAAUGCCAAGAGAAAAAACAUCACGAAGAGCCUGGAGGAGUUGGCAAUCAUCGUCGAGGUGCUGGAGGAGGAUCUUAGGACCAGCAACAACCACUCCCCUCCACAAUCUUACUCCCCCUCUGACUGUGCAGCGUCUCCUGAGUGGUCUCCAACUGGUGCAGGGUACAACAGUGAAGAGUACAAUGACAUGAUCCCCAGCCCCCAGUCCUACAUGACCUACUCACCGUGCACAGCAGAGUACUACCAGGCCCCGUCCCCUCCCUGCUCCAUGCACAACAGCCUCCAGCUUUCCAGCGUUGGAAGAGACGGGGGAAGAGGCGAGGAGUGGUUUGAUCCCCCGAGCCAUGGCUGGAACCUGAACAGCUCCGCUUACUUCUGGACACAGCUGCAGAAAGAGGAGAGCCAGCUGAGGGACGUCUCUGAUGCCGAGCUGCUCGCCGCCGACGAACACGGCAAGACAGCUCUCCAUAAAGUGGCGUGUGUGGGAAAGAGGGCACAGGGCUAUGCCAUCGCGAAAAGGAUUGCCACGCUCAACAGCCUGGACCUCAAAGACUCUGAUGGAAUGACUCCCCUCCUCCAUGCAGCAAAGCACAACCACCACCUGAUGGUAGCAGAUUUGAUCCGUUUGGGAGCCAAUGUCAACGAGACAAACAACUUGGGAAAGUCCUGCCUCCACCUCAGUGCUGAGAAAGGCUACAUCAGAGUGCUGGAGGUUCUAAAACACAGCAUGAUGGACGGCGUGUAUGUUGAUGUUGAAGCGACUGAGAAUUCUGGAAUGAGUGUCCUGCAGUGUGCUUCAGUGGCUCUGAAAGCCACAGUGAGGGAGCUGGAGAGCAGCAAGUCACCCACUUCGACCAGACUCCACACACUGCGCCAAGAGCAGAUGAUGGAGACCCUGGAGUGCCUGCUGCAGAUGGGCAGCUACGUUCAUACUAUGGGAAGCCAGAGUAUCCAGCCUACACUUGGAUGAGUACAGGGCACACCUGCCCGGCAUGGCUUUUUGGAGACCCGACAGUAAUGUUCUGAGUUGGCUUGAAUUUGAGAAAAGAAUCCCUGUAAUUGGGUAUCAGUUCAGGCCUGUAAUGUAAAGCAUCUGAGGUUUUGUGUGUGGUGUAAAUGCCUGACUUGCAAUCAGGUAUUUUUUUUUACCUGCACAAAAACAUUAGGUGCCCAUUGGUUGGUUUCUGUGAAACUUCCAUUGUUUGUUACAUUGGAGUAACAAAUUGUCCUCAGUUAGUGUGUCUGUGGAGAUCAACUUGUAAAGUCCUAUGAGAAUAGUUUUAAAUAUGGUAAGUCAUUUUUUAAAAGCCUGGUCUAUAAUACAAAACCCGCCAGCAGGGAGGGAAACGUGACCCGGAACAAAAGGUUCUAGGUUAUAUUGUGUUAUUAAGGCAGUGGUGCCACAGUUAGUUAAUUGAUGUACUAUUUCAAACAUUAUAAUUAGGCCACUAAAACUUUUUAAAAACAGGUUUUUUUUAGGUCUAAACAGUUGAUGUGCGAAUAUAGCUUAUUCUCAUGAGAACUAUUCUCAUUUACCCUCCCAGCCAUAGGAUUUACAUGUCAGAUCUUUUUAAAGACUUUUGUACUAGAGGACAUUCUAAGUUUUAGUAAGUGUUUUAUGGUGAUGGGGACUAAAUACAGCUUCAAUUGAUAGCCUUCACAUGUAAAAGCAGUCUUUAGUUUGCCGUUUUGGGGAGUUUUGGUUCUGUUUAUGCAUUACUUUUUAGCAUAAUGCAAGUUUUUGGACUUGUCUGCACAUGUGAACUAUACUGUGUGAAAUGUAAUGUGGUCUUUCUUUGACCUGUUUCAUGAAUUAUUAUGCUUAAAGGAAUACUUACUGAGAAAAAAUAUAUAAACAUACAUAAUUAUCAGUUUACUCAGUCUUUAGAGGAGUAUUCAGAAUGUGUUUAGCCCAGCUAGCUCAGCUCACUGUUAGUCAGAGAGGCCUUUCAACAACAACUAUCACAGCUUAGGCAGAGGUACACACUGUGUUAUCUAUAUUUAAUACACACAGAAAGUUUUCUACUUGAACGUCUCUGUGCUGCUGGUUAGCAAGCUGGCUAACAUAUUAAAAAACAUAAACAAGUCAGUUUAUGUUUUUCCUCUUGGCCUGUUCUUUAUGAUAAGCUAGGCUAAACAUGUCCUGGAUCAUCCCUAGUGACUCAAGAAGCUUCUGUUUCUCUGUUUUUUAAGAAAAACAAGUCUCAUUUGGGUUUAACUUAGCAGAGAUGCUAGUAUAAGGUUUAAGAAGUUAUCUGACGGCCAAGUCUUUAUGGUUUUGUUAUUAAAUAACACAUUUAGACACAGACAGGAGCAUGUUUUUAUUGAUCAAGAUCAUCAUUAUAUUGAAGUGAUGGAUGGUCACUAAGUGGUAGACCACAGCUAGUAUGAAACAUACUUUGAAUAAACCAUAGUGACAUAUAGCACUGUUGAUAUGAAUAUUGCUAAUCAAUAAGACAGAUUUAUUAACUGAUUAAAUACUAAAAAUAUGUCUUUCAUAUUCAUUUAUGUUAUCUUGCCACACAUAAUGUGGGAACGUUUUAUAAGGGGUGAAGUCAAAUCAGUACUAUUGUGAAAGUGGACUAUUCACAUGUGGAUGACUAAAAGUGCCAAAAUGAAAUAAAUAAAUGCAUAAUUAAAUAAUUAUGUUUUUUUUUUGUUUGUUUUUACAU
Molecule: messenger RNA, 3142 nt
Organism: Larimichthys crocea (large yellow croaker)
Lineage: Eukaryota; Metazoa; Chordata; Actinopteri; Sciaenidae
Product: NF-kappa-B inhibitor zeta
Exons: 12
Coding region: 127-1440 (437 amino acids)
Biological process (GO): regulation of gene expression
Cellular component (GO): nucleus
Molecular function (GO): DNA binding; POU domain binding
Source: RefSeq, a predicted model, not a curated record